This is a messenger RNA of Pseudozyma hubeiensis SY62, 1833 nucleotides long. RefSeq lists its product as hypothetical. NCBI's taxonomy places the organism in Eukaryota, Fungi, Basidiomycota, Ustilaginomycetes, Ustilaginales, Ustilaginaceae. The record is from RefSeq and is a predicted model, not a curated record. Bases 1 to 1833 code for a protein of 610 amino acids. The transcript has a single exon.
AUGGACGUUGACGACUUGUCACUUCCAUCUUCUCAAGAUGACGAGGGUCACUACGAUGGCCGUAGACGCCUGCCCCUUGGCACUCUUUCGCUCCCGGAGGACGACAAUCUAGUCUCAGUAUCCGACAUCAUCAUGACCAUGAAGGAACGAGUAGGCCACUAUCACUUCCUUGACCUCCAGCACGCCGGUCUUGGAGAUACAAGGAUGGAAAAGGUCCUGGAACAGCUCCGGAAGAUGUACAACAACACCCUCCAUGGAAGCGACGAGGCCGCCACCAACCUAGGUCAGCCAGACUGCUAUGCAGCAUCGAUUGACUGGCUCAACAUCCUUGCGCCUCGAACUCAGUUAUCGAAAACACAUCCCUGGCCGUCGUUUAGCGGUGUUCGGUUCCUGGACCUCUCCAACAACGGAUUGACAUCAGACUGCUUGCCCGCCAUCUCAAAGCUUUUGGCCGGUAAUGUGACCUUGAGUCGUUUGGACUUAAAAUCGAACGACAUCGACGGCGAGAAUGGGACGCUUUCAGACCUGGCAAAAGCUGUUGGUAAAUCAGGGCUGAAGGACUUGUCCUUGUCGAGCAACCCAAUCUCGCUUCAAUCCUUGGCAGCCUUCUUUGACGCGGUUCCAGCCACCGGCACGGAACUCGAGUGUCUCGAACUCUCCGGUCUGAUCAGCCUUGGUGACGACGAAACUUCUGACGAGCAAAAUGUGUUCAUCGCCCAAUCUAUCGCCGACUUCCUUACCGAUCCGCAGCGUUGUCGAUGUCUGCUCGAACUACAGCUCAACGGCAAUGUUUUCAACGAGCGUAGCGUCCGCUUGAUCAGCUCUGCAGUCAUCCGAGAUGGCGAUGGGGAUGCAACGAACGGUCACUACGGGAUAUCUGGAAAUGUUGCAGCUCUACGCGACGACCCUCUUUUCCGAACGAUACUCGAGUCGACAAGGAGACGUCCAAAUUUUCAUCUUCGAACACUUGGGCUCGCGGGCAACAUUGAGGGGGGCUGGCUUCCUGCCCAAACGGCGAAAGAUUCGGCAAGAAUCGAUGCAAUUAGACGGCGCUACGCACCUUUGCCUUUGGCUAACGUUGAGGCAAUUGUGUCGUUUUUCCAUCAUAGGGCGUGCAAGCGGCGGUUGCAUGGAAAGGAAAGGGACAAUGACGAGAUCCCCGCUGAAAUGCAGCGGCACAUGACAUCUAUCGGCGUUACGUUGGACGACUGGGAAAUCGAUUUUCAGGACGCUUUGGUGUUUGGCUUGGGGCUCACGCAUAUCAAUCGCAACGAGCUGACGUGGGCAUGUCUCUCCCGCAACCGGGCUGCCGCCAUCAAGUGUCGCAAGGCUGCUUUGACAGUCUUGGCAUCGGCCAGAACAUUGGGCUGUAAGGCCAGCGUGCGGAGCAGCGAAAAGGGAACUGCCGUUUCAGAAAGCGAAAAGCACGCGGAGGGAUUCUCACGAUUCUUCGAUCUGCCCCCUGAACUGCGACUUCAUGUUCUGCGCCAACUGGAUGAAGACGGCUGUCUCAGCGCGAGCCAGUUCAGCCACGUGAUCAGCUUCGCAUGCGAACCAAGCACGAUCGGCUACGGCGGUCGCGGCUACGACUGGACUCUUGUGACCGACUCAGAGUGUCCUAUAGCAAGAAAGAAUGGCGCCAAUGCCAGUGCAACGCUUCCUGCGCAGCGAUGGUCUUGGGCGGAAUGCUUCACGCUGCGGGCCACGCCUCGAGAUUGGGAGGCUGCCCAACUGGACGGGGCCAACCUCGUAGGUGACAAAAGUUCGUAUCGCGGGUCAGCUAUGCUCGCGUUCUUCGGGUCGACUCUGACGCACAGAUCCGAGCUGCCAUGA